This is a messenger RNA of Funneliformis mosseae, 133 nucleotides long. Lineage: Eukaryota; Fungi; Glomeromycota; Glomeromycetes; Glomerales; Glomeraceae. The record is from the annotation of a GenBank genome assembly.
AAAAAUGAAUUUAUCUAAACCUUCAUCUUCUGCUUUGUACGCUUCUAGCUUGCUUUAUGCUGGAUUUAAUCAAGAUUUUGGUUGUUUUGCAGUUGGGUUGAAUAUUGGAUUCAGAUUUUAUAAUUGUGAUUAA